AUGGCUUCAAAUAUUUUAGGUUCUCUAAAGUCAAUAUACUCCGAAACAAUUAACAAUGAGUUACAAAAAACAUGUCAACAUCUUAUGAAAUCACUUGAAGAGAAUUCAAUGGUAUUACAAAAUGCUAUUCAAAAGUUAUCUGAACAUAUAUUAAAAAUUGAGAAUGCUUUACUUUUUAAGAAGUAUUUGUCAAACAUAUUAUUGGCAUUAGUCUCUGCUAGGAUACCAUUGAAGCCCGUUUUCUCCGCCUCCAACUAUGAUACUUGUAGUGAUGAGGAGAAGACUAGUCAUUUGGAGUAUUCUAUUAUCUUGGCAGUACUCAGUGAUCACCCUGAUAUCUUGCAAUAUGCUCUAAAAUAUUUUGAAAUCAAUGCAGUGCCACCAUAUAUGGUAUUCAUUCAUCAUGAGGAGUCAUAUAAUGUUGCUCCUAAAAAGCGUAGACUGCAAGACUGUCGACACAAGGUUACAGAUAAACAAAUAGUGACAUGCUGUUAUACUCUCCUCUCCAAAUUGCCUAAUGAACUAUCUUCAAAAUGGGAUUGGACCAAGUUUGUAACAAAUUUUAGUAGUCAUGAGAAUCCAGAAAUUAGAUGGAUGGUGAAAGAAUGUAUGGUGAUUCUUACAAACAUGACAGAAGCUCAAGCAAAGACUCUAUCCAAAAACUUGGCUUUGUCUGAGGAACGAAAUCUACUAUACACACCUGUUAAGGAAUAUUCAGUACAACCUGUAGAAGAAAUUGUUACUGAUGUGAAUCUGAAUUCAAACAGCGUUGUUAACAUUGAUGGUAUUAUGUUACCUCUCUAUAAUGAAGACAAUGUGUCAGGUGACCAUCUUGUCUUGGUUAAAUCUACCAUCAAUAACUUGAGAAGUUCAGCACUAGCUGUUGCUUCAGGUAAAGCACUUUGUCUAAUGGGUCCAGUAGGAUCAGGCAAAACUUCCUUAGUUGAACAUUUGGCGACCAUCACUGGCCGAAAAGGGAUUGCCUUCAAGAAGGUACAGUUAGGUGAUCAGACUGACUCCCGAAUGCUGCUUGGAUCUCAUCAGUGCACUGAUAUACCUGGUGAAUUCAUAUGGAGACCUGGUGUUCUAACAGAGGCUGUUCAAAAUGGCCAUUGGUUGCUAUUGGAAGAUAUCGAUUGUGCCGCACUGGACGUGGCGUCAACACUGAGUUCCCUGCUGGAAAGGAAUGCAUUAUGUGUCCCAGGCUACCGGGAUUCCUUACCUGUCACACCUGGAUUCCAACUGUUUGUUACACAGAGGACUUUAGUCACAAAUUAUGGCUUUCAAAAGAAAAUGUCCAAUUCAAGCGCACUCUUGCAGAAGCAUUUAACUCAAAUAAAUGUAGAACCUCUAUCAAGGUCUGAGCUUGGUGACAUAAUACAAACACUUUAUGCGCCCCUCUCCUCCAUAACGCCUAGAAUGAUUGAAGUCUUCAUGAUGUUUUCUGUUGGUAAUCAUGAUACUUCUUUGCAAACCACUGAAAAUAUCAUAUCUGGUAAAGAAACCAAUAUUAACAUACUAAAAGGUUCGAGGCUCAUAUCUACAAGAGAUCUUAUAAAAUGGUGCACAAGAUCAGUCAUAGGUUUUAAUGUUUCAAGUCCAGACUCCGCUCUGAAAGUUCUUCAAAAUGCUUUGGAUAUAUUUACCUGUUCAGUAUCUGCACCAGAACAUAGACUUCAGUUAGCUAAAAAGAUUGGCACCUGCUUAGGAGUUGUGGAAACUAAAACGGAAUUUUAUUGCAAACAUUAUAAGCCUAAUGUAUCUUUGUACCCCAGUUUGUUGGAAGUAGGAAGAGCCAAGAUGCCCCGACUAGAAAAGACUUUAGAAUCUGUAGACUUUGACAACAAACAAGUUGUAUUUUCUUUUACCCGCCAAACAGCAUGUUUGCUGGAAAAGAUUAUGUGUUGUGUAACGUCAAAUGAGCCAGUACUAUUAGUUGGCGAGACUGGAACUGGUAAAACAUCUUCCGUCCAAUAUUUGGCUAGGCAAACUGGCCAUAAACUAGUCGUCAUUAACAUGAAUCAACAAUCAGACUCUGCCGAUUUACUGGGUGGAUAUAAACCAGUUGACUUGAAAUAUGUUAUCAGACCAAUCAAGAAUGAAUUUGAAGGUUUAUUCCGAAGUUUUUAUAAUAUUGAAAAGAAUAAAAAGUUUCUUGGACACAUCAAUACUUGCUGUGAAACUGAAAACUGGACUGCGCUUUUGACUUUAAUGAAACAGAGCUUCAAAGCAGCUGUUACAAGAUUGACAAUUGAUAAGAAAGACCAAAAAUUAAAAAAAUGGAUAGUUUUUGGUCAAAAACUUUCAAAAUUAGAACAACAAAUUAAAACAGCAUCAAGGUUAACAUUUGCAUUCAUUGAAGGAUCUCUCGUGAAAGCCAUGCAAGAAGGUCAUUGGGUGUUACUAGAUGAAAUUAAUUUGGCCUCUGCAGAGAUUUUAGAAUGUCUCGCAGGUUUACUAGAAGAUAAAAAUGAAAGCAUUGAUUUAUUAGAAAAGGGAGAUAAAGUUCCCAUAAAAAGGCAUGACGACUUUACAUUGUUUGCUUGCAUGAAUCCUGCUACAGAUGUUGGCAAAAAGGACUUGCCAAUUGGCCUAAGAAAUCGGUUUACAGAGUUUUUUGUGGAUGAAUUGACUGAAAAAAAUGACCUGAUGCUACUCAUUGGUGAUUACUUGUAUCAUAUGAAUCUUAGUGGCGCAAUCUUGGAUUCUGUUUGUAGUUUCUAUGCUAACGUGAGAAAAGAGGCAAAAUUGAACCUGGUAGAUGGUGCAGGGAAUGCCCCUCACUAUUCUCUAAGAACACUCUGCAGAGCUUUGACAGCUGCAGCUAAAGCAAAAUGUGGCACAGUUGCUAGAUCACUGUAUGAAUCAUUCUGUUUGUCUUUCCUCACCCAACUGGAUAGUGCGUCACAUCCUAUUGUUGAAGCAAUGAUUGCCAAAGCAGUGAUCGGGAAGAAAACUGUUAAAUCGGUUCUUAAUCAACUAAUCCCUGAGCCACAAAUUUUGGGGCAAAAUUUUCUACUAUUCGAAGGGCAUUGGAUCCCACAGGGAAAAUUAGAGAUAACAAUACCAGAGGGGUAUAUACUCACUCCAACAGUUAGGAAAAAUCUUCGAGAUAUUGCGCGAAUUAUAUCACUUGGUCGUCUACCGAUACUUUUGCAAGGAGACACUUCUGUUGGUAAAACUUCAUUGAUUACUUACAUUGCAAAAGCUUCUGGUAACUAUUGUGUGCGAAUAAAUAAUCACGAACACACAGACUUACAAGAAUAUAUAGGUUCAUAUGCCUCUGAUGCCAAUGGAAAACUUGUCUUCCAAGAGGGAAUCCUGGUUGAAGCAAUGACGAAAGGACAUUGGAUCAUUCUAGAUGAACUAAAUUUAGCUCCAAGUGAUGUUCUCGAAGCCCUCAAUCGAGUAUUAGAUGACAAUCGAGAGCUGUUCAUUCCAGAAACACAGCAAGUUAUCAAAGCUGAUCCCAACUUUAUGCUGUUUGCCACUCAAAAUCCGCCUGGUUUGUAUGGAGGUCGUAAAAUGUUAUCAAGGGCUUUCAGAAAUAGAUUUGUGGAAUUACAUUUUGAUGAAAUACCCCGAAAGGAAUUGGAAAUAAUAUUACAUCAGAGAUGUCAUGUUCCUCCUACGUAUAGUAAGAAAAUGAUCGCAGUAAUGGCCGAGCUGCAAGUGAGAAGACGUGGUUCCGCCGCUGUUCAAGGUAAAGAUGGAUUUAUUACCUUGAGAGAUUUAUUUAGAUGGGGACAAAGAUAUAAACAUGCUUCAAAAAACACACUCACAGAUGAAAAAUUCUAUGAUUGGGAUCAACACAUAGCUGAUGAAGGAUAUCUUAUACUAGCAGGCAAAGUUAGACAAACUGAUGAAAGAACUAUAAUUGAAGAAGUUAUAGAAAAGCAUUUAAAAAGGAAAGUCAGUCCUGUUAACUUAUUCAGCCUUCACCAGGCUACAUCGCCCGUGACUAAAUCUAUUCUAGAAACAAUUCUUAAUAAUCAAUUGGAAGAAUUUUCUCAUGUUGUUUGGACCUAUAAUAUGCGAAGGUUGGCUAUUUUAAUUGCAAAAGCUUUUGCUUUUGAUGAACCUGUACUACUGGUUGGAGAAACUGGUUGUGGAAAGACUACAAUUUGCCAAAUUCUCGCUACUCUUACCAAGUGUAAACUGCUGUCUGUGAAUUGUCAUAUGCACACAGAGAGUUCUGACUUCUUAGGCGGUCUAAGACCUGUGCGAUAUUAUAAAAAUGAUGGAAGACUAUUUGAAUGGGUUGAUGGACCUUUAAUAAAGGCAAUGGAACAAGGUGACAUGUUUUUAGCAGACGAAAUAUCUUUAGCUGACGAUAGUGUAUUAGAAAGAUUAAAUUCGUUACUUGAGCCAGAAAGACAGUUAGUAUUAUCUGAAAGAGCAAUGGAAGCUAAUUCUGAUAUUGUAGUUAUAACAGCACAUAAAAAUUUCCAUAUAAUCGGCACUAUGAAUCCAGGAGGGGAUUUUGGUAAAAAAGAACUGUCACCUGCUCUUCGUAAUCGAUUUACAGAAAUAUGGUGUGAUAGUGUAUCAUCUCGAGAUGAUUUGACGGCUGUAUUAGAAAAAAGCGUCAAUAGAGGAAUUUCGUUAGGAAAUCAAGAAGAUGGGAGCUCUGGUAUUGGCAGCUCUAUUUUAGAUUUUGUUGCUUGGCUAAGAGAUUCUGAGGUAACGAACAAAUUCCCGUUCAGUAUUCGGGAUUUACUGUCUUGGGUACAUUUCAUAAAUGCUACAGUAGCAAAAGGACUUCUAGAUGCUCCAGAAGCCUACGUUCAUGGUGCAUGUAUGACAUUUUUAGACUGCUUUGGAACAACUUUAACUGGUCACAUUGAUUCAGAAACUUUAAUAGUGUUACGUAAAACAGCUAUUAAUUUUCUACUAAAUCAAAUUAAAUCUAUCGGAAAUGAGUAUUUACAGAAUUUAAGAGAAAUGUUGAGCAACAAACAGACGGCUUUUACCGCAGAAUCUGAGGUUACGAAAUUUGGUAUACAACCAUUUUACAUUGAAGUAGGACCACAUAUGGAUAUAUCUGAGGACCAAAAAUUUACAUUCACUGCACCGACUACAGGUUCCAAUACAUUACGAUUAUUAAGGGGAUUACAAUUGAAUAAAGCAAUACUUUUAGAAGGAAAUCCUGGAGUCGGUAAGACAAGUUUGGUCACGGCUCUGGCUAAAUCUUCAGGGCAUAAAGUGGUCCGUAUCAAUUUGAGUGACCAAACUGAUAUCACAGACUUAUUUGGAACAGACUUACCAACAGAAGAUGGAUCUUUUAGAUUUAAAGAGGGUAUAUUCUUAAAUGCUCUUCAGAAUGGCGAUUGGAUACUAUUAGACGAAUUGAAUCUAGCACCUCAACCUGUUUUGGAAGGUCUCAAUGCAUGCCUAGAUCACCGCGGUGAAGUGUAUAUACCAGAAUUAGGUAAAACAUUCAAAGUGAAAGCAGAAACAAGAUUGUUCGCGUGUCAAAACCCGUUGAAGCAAGGUGGUGCUCGAAGAGGUCUUCCCGUAUCAUUCCUAAAUAGAUUCACGCAAGUAUACAUAGACACAUUGACUAAAGAUGAUCUUAUGUAUAUUAUUGAGUCUCAAUACCCAAUAUUACCUUACGAAGUACGACACAGAAUAGUGGAGUUUAAUUGCAAAGUUGCCCAUGAAAUUACAGAACUUCAAUCUUGGGGGCAUAAGGGGGGACCUUGGGAGAUGAAUUUAAGGGACAUACAAAGAUGGUGUGAUGCACUUAUAUAUGAUCAAAAAGAUGAUAGAUUAGUAUCCCCCGGUAAGUUUGUCGACAUGCUGUAUAUCAAUCGGAUGAGGACGUUGGAAGACAAAGAGAAGAUGUUGCAAAUUUAUAAUUCUAUUUUUUAUCCUGAGUACUUCAGAAGUGAUACAACUCCACAAUUUGAAAUUCAUGACAAUGAAAUUGUCAUAGGAGAUGUUGCAAUUAAAAGAAAUAUAGAAAAGAAUCUAAAGAAUCGUCACUCUAUGGAAACAAAUUUCUUAAUUUUAAGAAACCAGUUGUCAUCUUUAAAAGCUUUAGCACAAAGUGUUAAAAUGAACUGGUUAUCUAUACUCGUCGGUCCUACAGCCACAGGUAAAAGUAGUAUCGUACAAAUCCUCGCGGACCUAACAGGUAACGACCUUCAAGUUAUACCUGUAACUUCAGCUAUGGAUGUGUCCGAUCUCUUAGGAGGGUUUGAACAGGUCGAUUUAAAUAGGAAUCUCGAAAAUCUAUUUGACAAAAUAGAGACACUGACCAUACAAAUUGUACGAAAUAUUUGGUUAGCGGAAAACAGUCACCAGUGGAAUUCAAAUAACUUACUAACUCAAUUAUAUAAAUAUAAGUCAUUGCAAAAUUAUAGUAUAGAUAAUGAGAUCAGUAAUGAUUUUAAUAAGUACAACAAAAAAAUACAAUUUCUAUUUAAACACUGUGAGAAAUUAGCUGAAUACAAUACAGCAUUCUAUGCGUCUGCUAAACUAAAAGAAAUAGUAAAUAGUUUAAAAAAAUUGGGAUCAAAAUUGUCUCAAACAACAUCCGUAAAUGCUGGUGGUAAAUUCGAAUGGAUUGACUCUUUACUUGUAAAAACUAUGAUCGAAGGAUCUUGGCUGCUAUUAGAUAAUGUCAACUUGACAUCAGCAGCCGUUUUAGAUAGAUUAAAUGGACUAUUAGAACCUAAUGGAGUACUUAGUAUACCCGAACGUGGUGAAGCGAGCGAAAUAAAACCCCACCCAAAUUUUAGGAUCUUUUUUACAAUGGAUCCCAAAUAUGGGGAAAUCUCUAGAGCAAUGAGAAACAGAGGUAUAGAGAUAUUUUUACUACGAUCUGAUGAAUUGAAUGUUAGGAUAACAGACACGGUGCCUUAUAUGGAUCUGAUUGCAUUAUUGUCAUCUUGUGGUUUACCACAAAAUUGUCAUGACGUAUGUCUCGAAUGCCAUGAAUUAAUGGCGUCAUUUAUUCAGGGGUUCGAGCGUCCUACAUUAUCACAUUUGCUUCAAGCAUCGCAUCUAAUAUCUCAACAACUAAUACGGGCCAUACCUUUCAAAACAGCUCUUGCAAGCGCCUUUGCUGAUGUUUAUAUAAAACCAAGAUGUGGGGGAGACUUUGCAUCUAACCUUAAUUUGUCACUAGCAGAAACAAAAAAUACUAUGGUCAAGGCAUUGCAAAAAAUAUUACAUCAAGUGGAUUGCAGUAUUCAAAAGUCAAAUAAUGUUAACCAUACAUUGACAGUGAAAGGAUUAUGUAUAAAUUCUUCAAAAGAAACUACAAACCAAAUUGAGUAUGUAGUCUCCCAACAAAUUACAGACACCUCAUCGCCCAACACUGAUCCCUUGUUAUGUAGUCUACUUGCCUUAUUCACAGCAUACCAGAAAUGCCCAUAUCAAGAUUUAUACAUUUUACACGAUUUGAUCAGUAAUAAAAUAAGGUUAAUGAACAAUAACAACUUUAAGGAAAUUAUGAAACAGAAAAACGACGAAUUGUUUGAAGAUCUUGGUCAAUCCCAAAACGGUAUAUGUGCAAUGUAUAAACGAUUUUACCCUGAAUCAUAUCUAUUAGAUGAAAACUUUGUCAGUUCUACCAAUAUUCAAACACUUUUAAUAUUUAAUAAAAUUUUGAAGUCAUUAGUAGAUCACAGUAAGGAUUUUUCUGCGCUUGACUAUUCAAUUGCCCUGCGUUCAAACAAUUUGAGCGACGAUUUUCCGGAAUAUCCUAUAUUAUCCAGAUGUCAAACGUAUUUAGACACUAUCGACUACAGUAUCAUUCGCGCAAUAGAAAACAGUGCUAGAAAAAUAAAUGAUAAAAUGGCGUGCUAUAUUAUUCAACUGCUAAAUUGGAGACGAAGAUUCGCAAAUAUAUGUUGUACAGGCAUUUUUGUUACUGAUAAAAAAGGAAGGAAAAUUUUGAACGACGAAAUUGUAAAAUUAUUGUACGUACAUAGUAAAUGGCUUGAAAAACAUUUGUUUGGUGUACUGUGUAAUGAUGUCGAUCCCAUAAUACUGAAUGAAUAUACAAUGAUUACUGAAAGCAUAAUGCACGAAAGCGAUAAAGAGGAUUCAGUAAUGACUAAAUUAACCAAAAAACUCAGAAAAUUAUAUGGUCAACCAAAACUAUAUAAAAAUCAAGAUGAAUAUGACUUGUGUGUAGCAAGAUCCAAGUUAAACAAUAAAUUAACUUUGGACUUGACUCAGUCACUUGGCAAACAAGUGAAUAAACUGUCGAUAGAUUUUGCAAAUGUCACUGAUUUAUCUCUUGCCUUUGAUGUACCUGAUAAAAAUUCAGUAACAGUAAUUGAAGAUAAUAUAUUAAACUCAAUGGAAAAUGUAAGAACACCAAGUAAAUGGCAAUCAGAAGUAAAACUUCUGCCUAUAAACGCAUAUGUUAUACAAAGAGUACUAAGUAUUGUGAAACAAGAAUUUUUGAAAAUAUUCAACAAUGUAUCGUUGAUAGAAACAAAGGGACUGAUUUACCAAUCAUACUUAUUGGUCCCAGUUAUUGAUAUAUUAACAAACGUUAUACACAUCAGCAAGACGACUAAAGGGCUUUCACCAUCUCUUGUGAAUAUGUUAAUCUCUAUUGAGAAACUUCUUAAUGGCAGCUCUGAUGUACUACUACAUGAAAGGUUGUCAUCAAUACCAGUAAGGUUCUGGGAAAAAUUCUACCGAGCAUUGGUAUUUUCUCCUGCCUUUUAUCCUUUGGCAUUCUUUAAUACAAGUGAAGCUACGCCCAGUGAAGAUCUUGUAGAAACUGUGCCCACUAGUGGAAAAAGAUUGUCAGCUAAUCUCCCAUUACUACCAUAUUAUGUACAGAAACUGACAUUGUUUGUUAAUAAUGAUUCCCGUCAUUUGCCAGCAUAUGAAACAAUAUCGCUAGAAGGCCGUGCAAAUUACAGCAUACUAUUGAAUACAGCAUUGAACACUAUAUUUAAGAAUAUCGCAACACUAGACAUCACUGCUUCUUUGAAAAUUAAGUCUGAUGCUGAAUUCGAAACUAAGAAAUAUGAACAGUUACUUAAUUACUUAAACUUAUCCAUAACUCCAACUAAAUCAAAGGACGAGCAAAGUGCAAAUAAUACUUUCACAGAAAUGAUAGAGAAAUUACAAAUGCAAAUUGUUAAAGAGAGCCAUUACUGCAACUUAUUAAUGGAAGCCCAGAAUAUUUACACUGAGCUAUUGAUUUUACUGCAAAAUGUAAUUACUGAGAUCAAUAGGGUGAAAAUAUUAACUGCUGAGUUGUCGUUACUAACGAGUCUUUUGUUUACAAAAUUAAUGACAGAAAUUAGACCAGUUGAUCAUGUUGAAAAGCAUAAACUAAAAUUGAAAUAUAUUGACGAGGAUAUCAAAAUGUUUGAUGCGUUACUUAGCACUUAUUACCUUCACGGUGUGGUCACUGGGACUAUACCAGAGAAAAGGAAAAUUAAUAUGGCAUCAGAUGUAACUGUAGAGUGUUUGAGUGCAAAUAGCAAGGAUUUAGUUAAGGUACACCCAUAUUGUGCUGAAUUGAUUGCACUGAAAGAAGAAACAGUGAAGAGAGUGCAUAAAUAUGCAUUAGAUAAUACAUUCAGGCCUGCAACUCCAUCUUAUAGUGAAUUUGUCAUGGACUGUAAACACUUCAAAAAAUCUAUAUUAUCACCUAAAACAACACAAGACUUUACCAAUAGUCUUAUAAAUGUGUCUAAUAAUUUACUGAAUCAAUUAAAAACUCAAAUCUGUCAAGUAAAUGAUAUAAAAAAAGCACAUACAGUUGUUAAAGAAACAACAUCUUGGUUGUUCUCAGUGAAUACAUUUUAUAACAAACUACAAAAGUAUUCGGAAGCGUUUCCUGAUUUAGCAAAACCGUUGCAAAGUUCUAUAUCUCAAAUGGUCUAUAGUGUUACAUCAAUAAUUGAUUUGAUCAAAGAAAUAACUAUAAAGAUCGAUCAAGGACCAGUAUUAGAGGAAGUUGUAAGAGAUUUACUAAUAUAUCCGAAUCACAUAGCAAAGAAUGAUGAAAAAGAGGAAUAUCUUAAAAGAUUCGUGUCCGAUAAGUUUAGAGCUUUAUUGAAUAAAAAUAUGGUUGCUGCCAGUGAAGACCCUUACAAUGCAGAGUUGGAGAAUAUUCAAUUAUUGAAAAUGAAUUUGGCUGAAUUGAAAAUAUACUACACCGCAUCGGAGCACAUUGAUGAAGCUACUUUUGGAUGCAUUCUAUUGACGCUCAAUGAGUUGGUGGAAGCGUGGCAAAAGCAACAGCAACAAAUAGAACAGAAAAAACAAGACGAUGACGCGUUAUAUGUCACUAAAUCAAAAUGCGAGGAUGAAAACGAAGAAGAAAUUGCAGAACAAGAGAUAAUGGAAAUGUUUCCAUCAUAUUCAGACAUUGAUUUCGGUGAAUUUAAGCCACCCAGUCUUGAACAGAAGACUAAGAAGACUCAAAGUAUAGAUAAUAAACCAAAACUGUUUUUAAAUCAAGAAGACAUAUCAUUGGUUUAUGAAUGGCAUUCAAUAUUCGUUCGAAAUAUAACACGGACGGAAUGGUUACCCAGCCCAAAGAAUUUGUUAGGGUGUAAUGCAGUAAUGCCAUUACUUCAAAGGUAUCCCACAUUUAGCCGCAUAAUGCAGAAUGCUUGGGAAGCAUUAGACGCAGAUUUUGAGGGAAUUAUGACACCAAGUCUAAUGCUGAUUAUAUCGCAGAUAAAAACGAAAGUUGAUGGCAAUGAGCCGUCAAGUCAAAAAGUGGAUUUCUACCGUUCCGCGUGGGUUUCCGAAACCAGACAAUGUGUUCCUUUACUUUACAAAGUAAAGGAGGCAACAAACGAACUUCUGGACCAAUGGCCCGAUUUCCCGACUUUGAAAGAUAUAAUUGUAAUCGUGAACAGAAUCCUGAACUUCCCCUUGUCAAGUCCUGUAUCUCGCCUUCUCACUGGACUAGAACUGCUCCGCGACAAGAUUGAGGAGUGGAACAAAAACGCGCAUAAGGGCAACAAUAUGAUUGACAUCUCAUUGGCCGUCGGACAACAGAUUGUGAAUUGGAGAAAACUCGAGAUGUCACAGUGGAAGGAGUGCCUUAAUAAUAUGUAUGACAGGAAACGUUCAGAAGCUCACAAAUACUGGUUCUAUAUGUAUUCAGUUGUGAUAUCGUAUUUGGAUGCUAAUGCUGAUGAUGAAAUAGUACCUGCGUCUAAAGUGACGUCUGUACUCAACGAGUUCAUGGAGAAAUCUAACCUUGUCGAGUAUGAAGUGAGACUGGACAUCAUAUAUAUGUACCAUUGUCAUCUGGUACAUUUGGAGCCCAGUGACAGAAGAGAUGAAUUACUAUCGAUAUUGUGGAAUACAUAUAAUUAUUAUUCGCAAUUUAAAGCACAAGUAUCUACGCAUGUAAAAGAGAAACGUGCACCAAUAGAAAAGAAACUGCGCGACUUUGUGAAAAUUUGCACUUGGGACAGAGACCUUAGCUAUUGGAGUGUUAAAGAUACGGUGGAAAAAGCACAUAAAGCUCUUCAUAAACAAACAAAGGAAUUUGAGAAUGUUCUCAAAGAGCCUGUGGCCAAUUGCUUGGUGGAUAAUAGCAGCGAAGACAACACAGAUCAUGUCGGCAUCUGGGAUCGGCCGAAACGAGCUGCAAGCGCGCCUGUAGGCGGCGCCUACAUGAUAGAUGUGUUGAAUUUCAUACUGCUCACUAGAAAUAUAAAGAAAUAUCUGGACAAUGCUGAUCAACCAUGUCAGGCCAUAACAGAAGGAUCUCUCUUGUCGAAAGUGACGAAUUUGUUGAAUAAAGCAAAGACACUGUGCAAAGAUACCAUGACGAAUUCUAGCUAUCCAUCUAUGGUGCAGGCAUUGGAUGAUUUUGUAACCCUCGUCAUUGAGACCAGUACCCAUCUGGGUUCAUUAGAGGUAGAUUCAACUCUACCAAAAGAGAAGCAAACAUCUCAAGCAAAGAACAUAAUACAACAGAAGCGUAAAGCUCUUGCAGAUCUUUUCAAGUAUCUCACUAAAAUGGGUCUCAACUACCGCACUGGUCUUGUCAUAUUGGCGGCUAGCGAGGACUUAUAUGACUUCACAAUACCGCCCGUGGAUGUAGAUGCUGCUUUACAAUACUUAAAGAACCGACGUUGUGAUGCAUCUCUAUCACUCCUAUGGUCGGGCUGCGAAAAGUACUUUCAGAAGAACAUAGCACGACAUCGACUUCUUACCGCCGCAUUAUGUUCCCCACACCAAGACCUGGGAAUUCAAAACAUUGAGCGGUGUAAGGGAUUCGCCGCGCAGUUGUUGAAAUUGACCAACACUCAAAAGAAAUCCAUAUCCAAAUACUCCAGACACCUUUCCGAUUUACGCACGGUCACUACAAACCUGACGAACGCAUUAGAAAUUGAUACUACUACUACUAAUGUAUCGACAGUGAAUCAAAAGCUUUCUAUAUUGGCUGAGUGUAUUACCAAUGUUACCAUAUUAUUAGAACAGUUUAGUGUAUUACUAAAAUCAUGUCCAGAAAGAACAAUCGAUUUAGAAUCUAAUCCCAAUAUCGAUGCUGUACUUUCGAAUUCUUCGAUAGUACGUUGUUACAAAAAUAGUGACGAAUGGAACGAAUUGUACAAAAGAAUCAAAUCUAUCAUAUCCGAUGUACAUAAACUAAAAACAGAAUUAAAUAAAUUAAUAUUGUUCCCUAAGAAAAUUGGCAGAAACACUCAGUGUUUGCAAGUAAUUUCACAAAGUCACAUCGAUAUGGCAAACGGAGCUAAGAUUAAAUUGCGGAAAAUUGCAAGUAAUGUUGAUAGUAUUCUGCAAGAAUAUCAGAUCAAAUUUAAUUCUGAAAUUGUUAAUUAUGUACCUCAUCAUCCAAUGAUGAGAAGUAUUGUUGAAUUAAAGGAAUAUUUAAUGGAUACUAUCAAUCAAAUUGAUAAGCUAGAUAAAGGUAAUGAUGUUGUGAUGGAAGAAUCUUCAACUAACAGUUUACUUGGAAAAGCAGAAGAUUUGUUAGCAACUACAUUGCUGGUUAUUCAAUCGAUAUAUAAAAAGCAUUUACCUGUAUUGAGUGGUAGUAAUGCAGAUAUAUUAGACGCUAUCGAUAAAGUUAUUGAUAGUGAAAAAGACAAAGAAGAAUCUAAAGAUAUUUUGGAAGAUAAACAUUUGAAACAACAUUUGCAAGAAAAUUUAACGAGCGAUGGAAGGAUGCUUCAAUUAGAAACUAUAAUAAAUAAAACAAACGACUUAUUAGAAAAUUAUGUACAAUUGAUGUGUAAUCAAUCAGAUACCAAUGAAGAGAAAAAUGUCUUGAUGAGAUUGAUUCCAAUAUUGGAACAAACAGUAUUGUUUGUACAAUAUUUCGUUACACAGAAAGUGGCAGUCCACAGAGUUUCUUGCAAGAUGUUGUCAGUAUUAUUAAAAAUAUUCUCUGAUCUAGCAGCAAAAGGGUUCUGCAGACCAUCAGACUUAGAUACUGAAGAGGGUGAAGGUGAGGGCGGUCCUGGCAAACUGACAGGUGGAGUUGGUCUCGGUGAUGGUGAGGGUCAGAAAGAUAUUUCAGAACAGAUAGAGAAUCAGGACCAAUUGGAUGACGCGCAUCGUCCUGGGGAAGAAAAAACACAAGAGGAAAGAGAUUGCAAGGAGGAGGAGAAAGGCGUUAACAUGAGUGACGACUUCGACUCGCAUUUACAGGACGUCGAGCAAAAAGAAGGAAAUGAUUCUGAACAAGAGGAUGAUGAAGAAAACGCCGAUAAGCAGAUGGGCGAUACUGAGAACGCCGCUGAAAAACUAGACCAACAAAUCUGGGGUUCUGAAGAUGAGGAUGAUUUAGACGAAGAGCAAAACAAUAGCAAAGAAAAAGAAGAGAAAGGAAAGGGUGAGAGCACGGGCGAAAAACAGAUAAGUGCUAAGGAAGAAGAACAAGGCACGGAUGACGGGACAGAAGGGAAAGAUAAACAAAAGAAAAAAGACAUCAAUGAAAUGGAAGAACCUGAAAUUGAUGAUGAUCAUGUGGACCCGUACCAUGGUAAGCAGCAGCCGCUUCCAGAACCCGAGGACUUUGAGUUGCCAGACAAUACAGAUGUUGAUGGGGAUGAACAGGAUAAUGAUAAUGAUGGUGAAACAGAGACCGAAAAUCCAUUCGAAAUACCAGUAAUGGCUGAGGAUAUGCCAGAACAUAAAGAAGACGAUGGUGAAGAAGAGAAAGAGAAUAGAAAUGGUCUAGAUGUGUCAAGUGAUGAAGAAAAUGGCGACAAUCAAGAUAAUGAAGAGACGGAAAAAGAAGACACAAAUAAACCACAAGAUGACCAGCCUGAAAGCGCAAAUGAAGAAGACAGUCAGGAGGCUGAGAAAAAAGAGGAAGGUACUGAAAAUGAAGACAAAGGGGACACAUUUGAAGAAAAUGCCGAAGAAGAAACACCUGAUAAACCAGAAGAGAAUCUCCCAAAGAAUCCCGAUGAUGUAGAUAAAGAGGAUGAAGUAGAACAGAAGAAUCUUGAGGCGAAUCCACAAGCGAAUCCAUCAAACAAUGAUCCGACGGCAGAAGAUAGAGCUGAGAACGCAGAGAUGGAUAGGGGAACUAAUGAUAACGUUGAAACUAAUGCCGAACAACUUAAAGAUGAGGAAGCCGAACUUAAAGAACAAUCGCAAAAACAAGUGGGUGAUGAGAAACAAUUGACGGGCCGAUCAGAGUUGGACAAGAGCGAUAAAGGACAUCGCGGUGAGAAGCAAGCCGCUAGUCGCGCCGACGCCACCGAACAAAAACAGAAAGAACGCGAGAACAAGCCGGGAAGCACGGAUCAGGAACGGACGCUAGGAAACGUAAAUGAAACGAAGCAUAAGCAGAUGCACACAUUAAACAUGGAAAGAGAAGACGAAGGGGAAGAGGAAUCUGGUGAUAAACAUGAUGAAGAUAAGAAUGCCGACGCAUAUCAACACGUGAAACAAGCACAGAAGGACGACAUGCAGGCGAUAGACGCAGCUACAAAAGAACAAGCAGAUCAACAACCCACAAUACAGCAAGAAGAAGAAGAGGCAGAGAAACUAAAAGAGGAUGAAGAAGUACCUAUGGACAUUGAUGACGACGAUAUUCAGAUUACAAAGUCUGAAGAACUCAAGCCAGAGAAAAUUAAAAAUGGCUCGGAAAAGGAUGAUGAAAAGUCUGGAAAGAAUAAAGAAGGAGGCGAAGAGCCAACAGGUGAAACUGGCAUCGAGGUAGAGGGUGAGCAAGUGCUUACAGCAAAUGUACCAAGAGGCAAAGAUACCACUUAUCACACAAGAUUAGAUGACAAUCAGCAGCAUACAGAAGAGAUGACAGUAGAGGAAUAUAUGAGUAUCCGCGAGUGGGUCCAGCGUGGUUCUCACCAGGGUCCGUGUUCGAGCGGAGUAUGGAGAUCGCUUUGGCAAGAAUCAGCCGGGGCCGCGCGGGCGCUCUGCGAGAGACUGCGCCUCGUGUUAGAGCCUACUGGACGCUCUAGGCGAGCAGGCGAUUUCCGGACUGGUCGAGCUAUAAACAUGCGGCGUGUGAUUCCGUACAUCGCGUCGCAGUUCCGUAAAGAUCGCAUCUGGUUGCGGCGGACGAAGCCCGCUAAACGUGAAUACAGCAUCGCCAUCGCUCUCGACGACUCCAGCUCUAUGGCCGACAACCGGAGCAAAGAGCUUGCAUUUGAGAGCCUCGCUCUAGUAUCGCAGGCUUUAAAUCUGCUGGAGUCUGGCGAUCUUUCCAUUCUCAGCUUUGGCGAGAAACCUAUUCUUCUCCACCCAUUCACUGAACAGUUUUCGGAGCACUCAGGCUCGAAGAUUCUAGAACAAUUACGCUUCGAACAAACAAAAACGAAAGUAGCUCAACUACUAGACUUCUGUUCAGUUUUGUUCGAGGAACAAACAGUGAGGAGCGACGCUGUAAAUGCAAAACUAUUGGUGAUAGUUAGCGACGGGCGAGGGAUUUUCUCCGAAGGAGAGACCCGAGUAUUACAAGCAGUACGCAGAGCAAGACAGCAAGGAAUAUUCUUAGUCUAUGUUAUCAUUGACAAUCCAGAUAAUAAGGAUUCAAUCAUGGACAUCCGUCGACCUCUCAUAGACCCAGUUACAAACAGUCUCGGCGGUUUCGUACCUUAUCUCGAUACUUUUCCAUUCCCGUUUUACCUAAUACUCCGGGAUAUGUCGGCUCUGCCUACAGUCCUAGGAGAUGCUCUUAGACAAUGGUUCGAAUUAGCCGCGAAUACUGUUAGCUAGUAUUAUAGUAUUGUAUAAGUUUAAGGGUUGCUUUUUUAUGUGUACAAAAUGUAACAAAAAAAAACACUAUUUUGUUGUUAAAAUUUUUUGGACAACUUUGUUAAUUAGGUAUAUCAAUUAUAAUUAAGUGCUGUGAUUAUUAUAUGACUGCAUUGUAUUAAAUAGUUGAGAUAUAAUAAGAAAUUGUGUAAAGUAUAUUUUCG
This is a messenger RNA of Achroia grisella, 16376 nucleotides long. Its product is annotated as midasin. The record is from RefSeq and is a predicted model, not a curated record. Bases 1 to 16173 code for a protein of 5390 amino acids. The transcript is spliced from 41 exons. Gene Ontology annotation, biological process: ribosomal large subunit assembly; rRNA processing. Gene Ontology annotation, molecular function: ATP binding; ATP hydrolysis activity. Gene Ontology annotation, cellular component: preribosome, large subunit precursor; nucleus. Lineage: Eukaryota; Metazoa; Arthropoda; Insecta; Lepidoptera; Pyralidae.